This is a messenger RNA of Phytophthora nicotianae INRA-310, 2200 nucleotides long. RefSeq lists its product as hypothetical. Bases 90 to 2009 code for a protein of 639 amino acids. The transcript has a single exon. Lineage: Eukaryota; Oomycota; Peronosporomycetes; Peronosporales; Peronosporaceae. The record is from RefSeq and is a predicted model, not a curated record. Gene Ontology annotation, biological process: L-phenylalanine biosynthetic process. Gene Ontology annotation, molecular function: prephenate dehydratase activity; pyridoxal phosphate binding.
UGAUGCACUGCACGAAGAUCGUCAUGGUCUUUUGUCUUUCAUUCCGGAAUUCGCUUUAAUACCACCAAGUCAGAAGUCAAACCUCCAUUAUGGCAGUUGGAACGUCGACACGAGUGGCCUACUACGAAGACGCCGGCUUCUCUGGUGCAAAGGCGGCCGCGAACGAGAUGCUCAGCGCUGUAAACGAGUUCAAGACCAUCGGCUAUGCGACCAUCGAAGAUGCUAUUGCUGCUGUCAAGAAGGAGGACGCAGAGCUCGCCGUUGUACCUGCGGAGACAUCAACUCACGGUAGUUACUACGAGACAUAUGACAUCCUGCUCAAGUACGACCUGGUGGUGGUGGGCGAGUCCGUUGGUCCGACCAGGUUCUGGACGGUGGCCAAGACGCCAGUAGAGCCUUCAGUAAAAGCUGCAGGAUGUAAGACAUCGCUUGCAUUUGCGUUUGCAUCGGGCAACGCUCAUGGCCAGUUGCACCGUGCGUUGGGCUUGUUUGCGUCUCGUGAAAUCGACCUGAGCAAGAUCGAGAGUCGUCCAUGGAGCUGCGCACAUCCGAGUGCUGGCAAGGCCGAGUUCAUCUUCUACGUGGAUGUGAAGGCUCGUCAGAGCGAUGCGAAGGUUAUCGAAGCCAUCGCGAGUUUGAGAGCCAUGUGCUCGUACGUCCGUGUGCUGGGCUGCUACGCCAGUGGCGCAUUGGAGGCAACGAACGGCGUUCCUAACGCUUCGUCGCAGGAACUGACCAUGGCACAGAGGUAUCCUUUGAGUCCAGUGUUUGAUACGACAAAGAUUGCCAAGACUCUUGCAGUAUUUGGUGUGACGAAGCAGAUGGAGGCUGAAGGAAAGCCUGUGUAUUCUCUGUGUGUUGGUGAGCCUGACUUCCAGCCGCCCAAGCGGGUACUUGAAGCUGGUAUCAGAGCAAUCCAGGAGGGCAAGACCAAGUACUGUGAUAUGCGAGGCAUGGUCGACCUCCGUGAGAUCAUUGCGAAAUACCUUAAACGUGCUAAGGGUGUGACCUACGAUCCCAAGGAGAUUCAGGUGUGUGGUGGCGCUCAGCAGGCUCUAUACAAUGUCAUCCUCGCGAUUUUGCGUCCAGGUGACAAGGUUCUACUGCCGUCGCCGUACUGGGGAAGCUACGAAGGUAUUCUCGCUCAGGUCAAGACGCAAAUGGUUCAAUUGCGCAAUACUUUGGAAGAAAACUACCUGAUUAACCCGGUGAAGCUUGAGGAGGCAUUAACUGCGAACCCUGAGAUUAGAAUCCUCAUCCUGUGUAACCCGAGUAACCCUGCUGGUACUCUUCACAGUCCCGAGCAACUCGAACAGAUCGCUGCAGUCCUCCGUAAGCCACAAUUCUGUCAUGUUAUCGUCAUUUCCGACGAAAUCUACGAGCAACUCGUAUACCAGGAUGAAGGCGCCCCCCAGCGAGUUUGCAAGAGUUUUGCUUCGAUCCCAGGUAUGUAUGAGCGCACAGUGUUGAUCAACGGAUUCUCCAAGGCGUACGCUAUGACUGGCUUGCGGAUUGGCUACAUGGCUGGCCCCCUGCACUUUAUUGAACCUUGCUACUUGAUGCAAGGACAGCUGACAUCCUGUGCAAACAGUGUUGGUCAAGUGAUGGCCAUCGAAGCCAUGAAGAUGGAGCUGGAGGCUAUUGAAAAGGGUGAAGUUCGAAUUGCUGAAAACUUGCACGGACUCGACUUGAAGCGUCAGUACAUCGCCAGGCGUCUGCAAGCCAUGACCAACGUGCGCUUUGCGUACCCGACGUCGUCAUUCUACGUUUUCGUUGAUCUUGGCUUGUUGUUUGAGGGCAAGAAAGCCUACACUGCGGAGGGUGAGGAGAUCCACAAUGUCGAUGACUUCUGUGAUUAUUUGAUCCGCAAGACGGGAGUUGCGGUGGGUCCCGGUUCCGACAUGGGCGAGCCUCACGGACUACGGAUUUCAUAUGCUGGCUCCAUGGACACCAUGAUCCACUCCAUGGAUGGUCUCGAGUUUGCGCUCAAGUCGUUGAUCUUCGAGUAGAAACGCAUGUGAUAAAGUAUUUUUGUAUAAAGGAGAGCAACAUGAACAAUGGAUCACUGUUUUCCAAACGCAACGUUUAGAUGAUCAUCUCAAGUGCUCAUCCAUCUCAUGAUGCGACUAAUCAAACGUAGCCAUUCCGUUGUUGACCAAUCACAAGGUGCACGACAAAGCGUGCAACACGGAAAACGAUC